Messenger RNA from Drosophila rhopaloa, 1841 nucleotides. Its product is annotated as transcription factor IIIA. The record is from RefSeq and is a predicted model, not a curated record. The transcript has 2 exons. NCBI's taxonomy places the organism in Eukaryota, Metazoa, Arthropoda, Insecta, Diptera, Drosophilidae. Bases 60 to 1250 code for a protein of 396 amino acids.
CACUGGCCAGACUGUCACAUUUUGUUUGAAACGAGAUUGUUUUAGAAACUAUUCCGAAAAUGCCGCCUGGAACGCAAAUUGCUAGCGAUAGCGACAUGGAAACCGUUCUGGAGGAGUUCAAGCAGCGCCAGGAGCGUCGCAACAGCGGCGGAUCGGCCAAGUACACCUGCAGCGUCCCGAAAUGCAAGGCCACCUUCAAGCGGCUGGACCAAUUGGACCGCCAUGAAUAUCACCACACCGGGCUUAAGAAGCACGCCUGUUCGUACGAGGGCUGCGACAAGACGUACUCCAUAGUGACGCACUUGAAGCGCCAUUUGAGAAGCACCCACGAGCGACCGGAGGCGGCGGCCAAGAAAACAGUUAAGUGUUCCCUAGACGAGUGCAGCAAGAUGUUCAUCUCGGUCAGCAACAUGACGCGUCACAUGCGCGAAACGCACGAGAGUCCACGGGUCUAUCCGUGCAGUCACUGCAGCGCCAAGUUCUCGCAGAAACUCAAGCUGAAGCGCCACGAGAUCAGGGAGCACACGCAGGAGUAUCCGUUUAGCUGCGCCAAGUGCUCGCGGGGAUUCUACCAGGAGUGGCAGUGCCAGAGCCACGAGGGCAGCUGCAAGCAGUACGAGUGCCCCGGUUGCCCCCAGAAGUUCGACAAGUGGUCGCUGUACACGAAGCACUGCCGCGACACCUUGCACGGCCGGAAUCGCCACAGAUGCGAGCGUUGCGAUUGCGCCUACGACAAGCCCAGCGACCUGAAGCGCCACAUCGAGGUAAAGCACAAGGAGGCGGCGGCGGAGGAAGAGAGUACAUCGUUCACCUGCACAGAAGAGGGUUGCGGCAAGAGUUACUCGUAUCUGAGGAAUCUUCGCCAGCACAUGCUCACCUCCCAUUCGGGAAGGCGCUUCGAGUGCCAGGCCGUGGACUGUGGACGCUGCUUUAGCAGUGCCCAGAAUUUGUCCAAACAUCUUCUCAGGGAUCACAAGGAUGGCAAGAAGAAGAAGGAGAAGGAGAAGAAACAGGCCGUUAAGGAGCGGCUGAAUUCCAAUCCCCGCAAGCGACGACGCGAUGCCGGGCGCAGCAAACAUUCCCGACUAUCCAAGUUGGCCUGCCUGCAACUGGACAAGGAUGACGAGGAAGCGGUGCGCGAAAGACAGCCGAUGGCCCUGGAGAAGGUCACCCAAUCGCUCAAAGAAGAUCCCAUCGAGGAGCUGCUGGCGCAGACCCUGGUUGAUGAGGAUGAAGUGGAGCAAGAGUAAUGGAAUUUGGAUUACAAACGAAUAGCGAGGGAAGGUGACAUUAAAAACGUUUAGGCAAACACUAGAAAAUUAUUAAAAGAAUAUAGAAAUGACCAGAGGCUGUAAAUAUACAAAAGAAAAUUGUAUAAGAUUGGAAAUCAAGCCGCGAGAAAUCAACAUAGUCAAAACAAACAAAAAUAAAACACUCUAAAACAACAAAUUAUGUAAAACCAAAUAAACCAAUAAAAUAUUCAGGGCGAGCAUAAAGAUUAGUAUGAACCAGUUUACUUAUAGAUAUUAAUAAAUCAUUAAUUUAUUCCUUUUUUAUUUUAAGCUUUAACUUGCCUAGAAAGAAUUAAAUUGUUUGCCGCCAGGAGCGAAUUUUCUCAUCUCCUUAAUACCUAUACUUAGUAUUGUAAGAUUUCCAUUCCCUGACAUUAUUAUUUAUUAACCUGUGAAAAUCUUUAAAACCCUGGAGAAAAACGAUGGAUUCCUUGUAAAUAUGCAGAGUUAGAGCCCAUUAAUAUUUGGAAUUAAGGAUAUAUUAUUUAUUUAUUUAGUUUGACAACCAAAAAUUCAAAAUAAAAAAGUUUUAUUUAAAAUCCCCUAAAA